CCCACUCACGGCGGGAAGCGCCUAAACUCACGAAAAUGCUGCUGGCAUUUUGAAGUAGCGUUCAGAUUUGUGUGUGACGAUCACAAACUGCGAGUGUGUGGGAUUAGAAGGUGAUGCAUGACAGCUGAACUCCGGGUGCCAACACAUAUUUCUCAGAUUUUGUACAUUGCCUUCACACCACCCCUGCGUUGCUGACAUGAUGGAGGUAGCAGGUCCGUGGACGGAGGUUUUCGAAGGUGCCGACAGGAAUGGUUCCCCAGAAGAAGAGUCUUUUCUCAGAGGCUCCACUCUGACUCUGGCUCCUCUGGUCUCUGAAUCUACCUCAGUGCGCCGCUCACAGCCCAUCCUCAUCUCUGCAAACAGAAGCCGAGGUCUAGAGGCCUUUUCUUCUUCAGUUCCUUCAAUACCUAACCCUUUUCCAGAGCUGUGCAGCCCGUCAAAAUCACCUGUCAUCAGCUCCCUGCCGCCGUCCGCAGGCAACAAACACCUAAUAAAAGUGUAUGGAGAGGACAGCCACAGCAGGUCUGUGUGGGUGAGUCCUGAGGCCACAGCUCGAGAUGUGUGCCACAUGUUGGUGCAGACGGCCCACUGCAGCGACCAGGAGAACUGGGCUCUUCUGGAGGUCCACCCUGCUCUGGGACUAGAGAGGUGUCUGGAGGACCAUGAGGUCGUGUGGGAGGUUCAGUCCACGUGGUCCCUCAAAGCUGACACCAGGCUGGUGUUCCGCAAAAACUACGCAAAAUAUGAGUUCUUCAGAAAGCCAACGCUCUUUUUCCCUGAGUCCAUGAUUUCGGACAGUGCGGAUGUGGGCAAAGGUUUGACGUCAUCCGAGCUCAUUCAGAAUCUCCUAAAGUCUGGUACGUGUCCUGAAAUCCAAGGCUAUCUUCAGUCCAAAGAGCCCAGUCGAAAGUCCUGGAAAAAGGUUUACUACUUCCUGCGGCGCUCGGGUCUCUACUGCUCCUCCAAGGGCUCCUCCAAGGAGCCAAGGCACCUGCAGUAUGUGGCUGAUUUGGAAGAUUUGAAUGUUUACACUGUGGUGAAUAGCAAAAAAUUGUACGGUGCGCCCACUGACUUCACCUUCUGUAUCAAGCCUUCGAAAAACCCAGUGCGUGCUCAGGACCUGAAAUUCUUGUGUGCGGAGAGUGAGCAAACACGGACUUGCUGGACAUCAUCCUUCAGACUUUUCAAGCACGGCAAACAGCUCCAGUGUAACUACCAGUUAUCCAAAUUGGCACCGCAAAGGCGUGAAACAGCCAAACACUUCCCAGACACAAAAUCAAAGUCGGAGGCGAGUCUGGUGGCGAUGGACUUUUCGGGGAAGGCUGGAGGACGGGUCAUUCAGAACCCAUCAGAGGCCCGCAGCGCAGAGCGGGAGGAGGGCCAAGCCUGGAGGAGGAGAGAGGCCUUGAGGUGCAGUUUGCCGAACCUGAACUCUGGCCCCAGACCUUCCUCAAUCCAUAAAACGCAACCCUGGUUUCACGGUGGAGUGUCCAGAACUGAAGCCCAAAGACUCAUAGAGAGACAGGGACUUGUGGAUGGGAUGUUCCUUAUUCGUGACAGCCAGCAGCACGCCCAGUGCUUUGUCCUCUCGCUGUGCUACAAGCUCAAGACUAAACACUACCUGGUUAUUCCUUGUGAAGAAGAUGGCAGAAAGUACUACACUAUGGACGAUGGCGUGACCCUUUUCAUCGACCUCCUGCAGCUUGUUGAGUUUCACCAAAUCAACAAAGGCACACUCCCAGUGUGCCUCAAAUACCCCUGCGUCUGUGUUCUCUGACCCCGCCCCUGUCCUGGGUCAGUAAAUAAAUAAAUGGACCAAUUAAUUAAUUUUAAAGAGCCCAUAUUAAGCUAUUUUCUGACUUUCUAUGUUAUUAUGUUGUUUCCUCAUCACACACAUACCUAGAGUUGUGUUUUGUAAUUCACAUCUGUUUAACAUGCAGACCAUUCUUCUCUCAAACAGAAAAUGCUUUUUUUUCCCACCUUAUGAUGUCAUGUGAUAAUGUAAGGAAUUUCUCAGAUCAUUUCAGCCCUGGAACUGCCAAUUUCUACUGAACUAAAGGUAAAAGGUAGCUUUUGAAGACUAACACGUCAUGACAUCACAAGGUGGACCAGCAUUUUGAGCUUUGGAGAUAUAGACAGACUAAUAAUAAAGGCUUACUCAAACAUGUGUGAAUGAAACAAAACACAACUUUAGACAUGUUUCUGAGGAGAGAACAACUUUAUAACAUGGCUUAAAGCUCACAAGAGUCAGUUUUGCGUAAUAUAGGGCCCUUAAUGAAUCACGUCCCCCAUCCAAGUGCAAUUACUUCACAUCCAUGUGAAAAUGAAUUCUGUGUGAUCACAAUUUCUGCUCAUUUGUUCAUGGACCCAAAUGUGAAACAUUGUGGGUGUUCAAGAUUUUUUUUGGAAGACAUGGUAGAAAUACAUAAUUGCCAUGGAAAUUCAGAACUUUCAAAAUCACUGUUCAGACUCAAAAAUUGUAUCCUCAAUAAACAUGCAGUUUUAUUGGGCACUUGUCUCAAAGGAAAAAGUAUUCACUGCACGCAUACUUGUUUACACACAAUUGGUUUAAUGUUUAGAAGUAUAAUCUUUGAAAAUAUCCUCAUAAAUUCUUGGCACAUUGCAUUGUCUGAACAGCCUCAUUACUCAUUUUAAUUAUAUUUCACUAACUGCAGAUUGACUCUGGUUAGUUUUUUAUUAUUGUUUUAAUCGCCCUGAAAAGUUGCAUUCUCUAUAGACUGCUUGAUAAGCCACUUGAGACAAGACAGAGUUUUGCCUCAAAUGACUACUUUAGAUUUCUUAAGUCCCAAGUCGAUCCAUUAGGUGAAUAUUAUUGCGGUGGCCACGAGAGGGCGCUGUGCAGUGAUUCAAUGUGAGGAAAUGAGUUUACAUCUUGUCUUGGGAACCUUUUUGUUUGUGGUACUUAAGUAAUCAAGAAGGCCCAGUUUGCGAUCAUGUAGCAAAAAUAUUUUAUUGUUGUGUUUUUUUUUUUUUUUUUAUUGGGUAUUUUUAUGUACAGCCAAAGCACUCUCCCAGCGCAGUUUUUGCACAGAUGUUGUAUUGAAAUGGGGAAUAGAUUAACAUUUGGGGAUAUGUUUAUUUUAAUCUUUGUUUGUUAAAAAUACUUCUAUUAUACAGUAUCGGUUUCCUAUAUGUUUUAUAUCAAGUACACGGUUUGUUGUAUAUUAUUCCGAAUUUUUGUCAAAUAUACACUUUUAUUUGUUGAAUAAAUAUUUUCACAUUA
This is a messenger RNA of Boleophthalmus pectinirostris (great blue-spotted mudskipper), 3244 nucleotides long. RefSeq names its product growth factor receptor bound protein 7 (gene grb7). The coding region runs from base 197 to 1777 and encodes 526 amino acids. Gene Ontology annotation, biological process: signal transduction. The transcript is spliced from 15 exons. The record is from RefSeq and is a predicted model, not a curated record. NCBI's taxonomy places the organism in Eukaryota, Metazoa, Chordata, Actinopteri, Gobiiformes, Gobiidae.